Molecule: messenger RNA, 1091 nt
Organism: Myotis brandtii (Brandt's bat)
Lineage: Eukaryota; Metazoa; Chordata; Mammalia; Chiroptera; Vespertilionidae
Gene: BEAN1
Product: brain expressed, associated with NEDD4, 1
Exons: 6
Coding region: 197-955 (252 amino acids)
Source: RefSeq, a predicted model, not a curated record
UCUUGUACAUGCCUGCAGCGAGCUGCAGAACCCUGGGAGGGUAUACUACUGAGACUCCGGCGCGGCGGCGGCAGCUGGUGUGACUCCAACAGUUUUCCACAGAAACGCCAUUGCCUUCCUACAGCGUCACCUAGCGGUGUGUCCAGGUGAAGAGUCAGAGCUGUGUGGGCGGAUUCUUUCACCCUUCUGCUCCAAGAUGGCUUUCAGAGAAUUCUGCCCCAGCAAUAAUACAGAAGAUAAGAUUAUGGAACACUCCCUUGGAGUUCCUAAGAAGGAGGGCUUUACUACUUCACCUCCAAGAUUAAAAUUUUAUAACCAUGAAAGCCAAGGCUGGCACGGCAACCAUACCCACCAUUUCUACGCUGAACUAGAGAACUUCGGGAAGGGAAAUGUGUAUUCGUCUUCUGUAAUAUUGGUAUGUGUAGUCUUAGGCCUGGUCCUCACCAUCUCCUGCGUCACCAUCAUCCUGGCCAAGAAGGCCUGGCGGCUCCAGCCCCGCCGUCCUCCCUGCCGCCGCCGCUACUACUACCGUGGAGACGCCGAGGCUGACCAAGACUACCAGGAGCACUCCUUCUGCCGCCGUGGGAUACGCUGCUCCUGCAGCCUCAGGGGAGACCGGUUCAGCUCUCUGCACCGGCUGCACAUGGAUGCUCCACCAAGCUACGAAGAGUGCAUGGGGCCAGGGGCCACUCAGCUGUACCCCCCCACGGAGGCACCACCUCCCUACUCGCUGAUAGACACCGACAGCGGCCACAGCUCCGGCGGACACCAGCAGGCGCACAGUGACCUCUUCACCAUCUCCAUGGAUGCCCUGCCCCCUUACGAGGCUGUGUGUGGGCCUUGCCCUCCACCGAGCCUGCUGCCACUGCCAGCCUCAGAACCAGAGCCAAGCAGCCUCCAGGGCCCACCGAGCCCAAAAGGAAGCCUGGCUUCCAGCCCAGAGAUGAUUGUGUGAAUGCCAGCAGGCCACGUCCUGCCAGUCCCUAGGGGCUGAGAAAGACCUUUCGGGAAUACAGGGAGCGCGUGCACGCACACAUAUACACACACGCAGACACAAACUCAUGCACACACACAGACACAUUCACACACAU